Messenger RNA from Thalassophryne amazonica, 3129 nucleotides. RefSeq names its product formin binding protein 4 (gene fnbp4). Lineage: Eukaryota; Metazoa; Chordata; Actinopteri; Batrachoidiformes; Batrachoididae. The record is from RefSeq and is a predicted model, not a curated record. Gene Ontology annotation, molecular function: protein binding.
CACUCGAAACGCAGUGGGCAUUAAGUAUCCGGCCACGCAGGGAUGGGAAAGAAAAGUCGCGUCGCGGGUUUAGCGGUGGGCCGACGAACUAUCCUUCAGCUUUCCCCUUCGGGACUUCGCGGGGUUGGCGAGAGAGAUGAAGUAGGUUCAGGAUCUGAUGAAGAACAGGAGGGUGAAGGACACAGAGCUGUGAGAGAAAGCCACACAAACAUGAAGGCUCCGGCAGUGAAGGCCACAGAAGGACUGUCCUUGCUUGGAGCCUAUGAGGACAGUGAUGAAGAUGAUGUUGGAGACUCCCAACGUUCAUCUGCAAAAGUUCAACAUAACCAGUCGGCUGACAUUGAUAGUACGCUGGCAGAUUUCAUGGCGGAAAUUGAUGCCAUCACUACUCAGCCAAGUUCAGAAGAUGUAGCAUCUCAUCCUUCAGAGCCAACUGGGACCCAACCUGGACCUGACAUCAAUACUCAGCAACCAGCUGCCAGUGAAGGCCAGGAUCAGACCGCAGAUGCUCAAUUUGAGUAUAAUACUCAGUACUCAUUAGUUGGAGCGGACCUUGAGAUGGGAGACUGGCAGGAGGUUUGGGAUGAAAACUCCGGCUGCUAUUAUUACUGGAACACCCUGACCAAUGAGGUGUCCUGGGAGCUACCACCUUAUUUAGCCGACCAGUUGCAAAACUUGGCACAGUAUGCCAGCAGUAUCAAUGGCAAUGGUACAGCUCAUACAGAAUCUUACACAGAGGAAGAUGCUUCAUCUGCUGCAGUCACAUCAGUGAAGGAGACCAAGGCAAAGGAGGUAAUGGAGAGUGUAGUUGGUCUCACAAGUGAAGAAGAGGAGCGUUGUGGAGUGGCUGCUUCUUUGCUUGGUCCACUGAUUCCCUCAGAAGUCAAAGAGGCAGAAGAAAAAUGGAGGAAAAGGUUGCUCAAAGGUUUGGAGGACCCUGAAAACUGUGUAGAUUCUGAUGGAGAUGGCCCUCGUCCUCCAGGAUCCCCCUGUACCCCUCUGUGUGACGUUAAUGUCCAGAACGAUCUUUGCACCCAGAAGCAGUCUGAAGAGAACUCUGGUGCUGAGGAGGAGACGGAGGAAGACACAAUGGACCUGGAACUGGCUUUGGAGAGGAAAAAGGCUGAGCUACGAGCACUCGAGGAGGGUGAUGUGAGUGUUGGGGGUUCCAGUCCUUGUUCUGAGACAAGCCUAGAAGCCUCCAUUUCCCGUGUCCUGCUGCUGAAGAAAGCCCGAUGGAAGACUUCCUUCAUAUCUGCUGCUAGCCCUGAUUCUAACAGUAGAGGGUCAGACCUGCAUGAGAACACAGACACAGUACUUUCCAAAGAUCCAGAGAAAGCUGUAGAAGGAGACAAGGAAACAGACAUGAUUGAGGAGGAGAAAACUGCUUUAAAGACUUCAGUGAAAGAAGAGGUAGAAACACCUGAGCUGAAGUUUCAGAUUGGGGAACUAGGUAACACCUUGACCAGCAAAAUGGAGUUCCUGGGAAUAAAAAAGGCCAUCUCAAACUUUCAGUUGCUUCUGCUACAAACUGAGACACGAAUUGCUGACUGGAGGGAAGGCGCGCUAAAUGGAGUCUAUCUUCGUCGUAGGUUGCAAGAAGCGGCAGAACACAUAAAAUAUUAUGAACUUAACGCCACCCCUAAAGGCUGGUCCUGCCACUGGGACAGAGAGCACAAGCGGUAUUUCUAUGUCAACGAUCGGACUGGUGUUUCCCAGUGGGAUUUCCCAACAGAGGAGGACAAGGAAGAUGAUGUAAAGGGCAACCAAACCACCCAGACCAAAUCUAGCCCAGGGGAUGCAACGUCUACAUCUGCAGGUGGAGUCGCAGGCCCGCCUAUUAUUGACGCCCCUGCACCACCAGCACCUCCCCAGCCCAAUGCAUUCUGGUCUCAAUCUCAGCCUCCUCUCCCUGAAAGCCCACCUCCCCCCUCAGAGAAGCCCCCACCUCCCCCUUUACCACCAGAUUCGCCAUCUCCACCGCCUCCACCUCCUGACAGUGAUGGAGAGAUCAUGGAGGUGGAAAUGGAGAUGGACGAUGAUGAUGAUGAUGAUGAUGACAAUGGAGAACCUCCAGCACCGGGAACUGAGGAAGAUGACAGUGGGAGGCCUUCAUUACCUCCAGGCAGUGCUAAGGUUGUGGAGUCUCUAGGUCCUUUGGGGAAGGGACAGAAGCGUAAAGCCAGUCAGCCUGGUAAAACCUUUACUAUUGGAAGCAGUCCUAUUCUUUACACCCAGCAUGCUGUCUGUGCAGCACCUGUAAUACCAGUAACUACAUUUUGGGGUGUGACAGCUAUUCCUGCCUCCUUGGUCCCAACGGAACCUCCAAUACCUGUGGCCCACCUGUCCCAGUUCUACCCCCCUCAACCACUGCCCCCAUCAUCCCAGCCACCACUUGACCCUCCUGGAGCUAAAGCUGUGUCCACAGACAAAAUCAAGAAACAGAAAAAAGAUAAGUCAAAGAAGAGUAAGACCAAAAUGCCGUCUCUGGUGAAAAAGUGGCAAAGCAUCCAGAAGGAGUUGGAUGAGGAAGAUAAGAGCAGCUCCAGUGAGGAGGACAGAGAGCAGCUUAACAAGAAGAGUAUUGAGGAAUGGAAGCAACAACAGCUCCUCACAGGAAAAGCUUCAAAGAAUGCCAACUUUGAGGCACUCCCUGAAGACUGGCGGGAGCGCUUGAAGAAAAGGAAGAUGAUGAGUAGCACGUAACAUUUGGCCUGGAGGCAACAUGGCCGAGUCAGCAGUUUUUAAAUCCACUCAGCCCGUUACCGUUAGCCUGACAGUGGUUACCAACCCUGUUUGUGGAGAUAUAUUCCUUGUUGGUGAUGAAGACAUUUAGAGGAUCUCUGCGGGCCAUUAAUCAGAGAAUUUUAAAUGUCUUUUGUUUGUUUUUUUAAGCCGACUGUCACUACUUCUGUUGUGCCAAAUGUCCUUGGGUUAUCAAAAAUACUUUAACAUGUGUAAACCCAUGUAGAUGACCAUCAUUGUUAUGAUGGGUUGUUUUAUUGAGGUUUGUUUUUGCUUUUUUUACGACGAUGUAUAUAAGAUGUCUGAUAGGUUCAUCUGUUUUUGGAAAGAAAGGGAAAGUUCAUUGUACAUUUGUAAAAAGCUAUUAAACUUUUCUUCAAUCCA